UUUUUCUUUCUACAGGCUGGUGUUCAUGAUGAUGGAACUCUCAACUACGGAGAGUUUGUUGCACUUUCAAUCCACCUCAGAAGGAUGGCAAAUGACGAGCACCUACAUAAAGCUUUUGCAUUCUUUGAUCAAAAUCAGAGUGGUUUCAUCGAGAUUGAAGAGCUUCGAGCUGUGCUAAACGAUGAAGAAACAAACAGUGAGGAUGUCAUCAGUGCCAUUAUGCACGAUGUCGACACUGAUAAGGACGGAUGCAUAAGCUACGAGGAGUUUGCAGGAAUGAUGAAGGCGGGAACCGAUUGGAGAAAAGCAUCGAGGCAAUAUUCACGGGAAAGAUUCAACAACCUGAGCUUGAAGUUGUUCAGAGAAGGGUCAUUUAAUCUUACUAAUUAAGGUGUAUAGAUAAACCGUCUGAAAGAUGAAAUGAUUCAACCGAUAUCUGAAGAAUGCAAAUAUUUGGUAUAUAUAUAUAAAAACACUUAUGUUGGGUUUUCUGCCA
This is a messenger RNA of Cucurbita pepo subsp. pepo (vegetable marrow), 496 nucleotides long. Lineage: Eukaryota; Viridiplantae; Streptophyta; Magnoliopsida; Cucurbitales; Cucurbitaceae. The record is from RefSeq and is a predicted model, not a curated record.